CCCCCACUUACUCAUAUCCCAGCUUAGUGAAUUUUUGCAUUCAAUGUGGGGGGAGCCGUUGCCCGCGCCUUUUCACGAACAGCCAACAUCUGACGAAUUCAAGGCAGAAUCGUUCACGCAACCUGACUUCUUCCACGUGCUUUCUUCAACCCUCUCCCUAGAAUAUUCAUACUAUUUUUGCGUUCCAGAAAAAAGAACCGAAACUACCCGACAUCAUGUCUGACACCGAAACCCCGGCGAAGAAGCAGUGUCUCGGCGUGGAAUGCGAGAACGAUGCUGGCACUCUGCAGUGUCCGACGUGCCUAAAAAUGGGCAUCACGGACAGCUUCUUCUGUUCUCAAGACUGCUUCAAGAAGAACUGGGGCGAUCACAAGAGCAUGCACAAGACUGCCGCUGGUAAGACACAGAAUGGUAUACUCCGCAGCAUUAUCCCUCCAAAGGUCAUCUCUAAACCAGAUCCAGCCAUCGGAUUCUUCAACCCAUUCCCUUCAUACUCCUUCACUGGACCUCUACGACCCGUCUACCCUUUGUCGGAGAAGCGUACCGUGCCCAAGUCGAUACCGCACCCAGACUAUGCCGAAUCAGGAAUACCCAAAAGCUCGCGCAUGGUCAACAGGAAUAAGAUUGAGAUUCUAGACGCCAAGGCUCAGGAUGGUAUGCGCAAGGUGUGCAGGUUGGCCCGCGAGGUUCUCGACAUUGUGGCGGCUGAGCUGAAGCCUGGUAUCACGACCGACUAUUUGGAUGAAGUGUGCCAUAAGGCUUGCAUAGAGCGGAAUUCAUACCCGUCCCCUCUGAACUACAACUACUUUCCCAAGUCGAUAUGCACCUCCGUGAACGAGGUGAUCUGCCACGGUAUCCCGGACCAGCGUGUGCUUCUGGACGGCGACAUUGUGAACUUGGAUGUGACUCUCUACCACGGAGGUUUCCACGGCGAUUUGAACGAGACAUACUACGUGGGCAAUCGCGCCAGGGCCGACCCGGACACUGUCAGGGUUGUCGAGGCUGCUCGGGAAUGUCUGAAUGAGGCUAUCAAGUUGGUAAAGCCCGGCACUCUGAUACGGGAUUUUGGCAACGUCAUCGAAAAGCACGCCAAGGAUCAGAAAUGCAGCGUCAUCAGGACAUACUGUGGCCAUGGCAUCAACAGCAUAUUCCACUGCCCGCCCAACGUGCCGCACUAUGGGAAGAACAAAGCCGUCGGCGAGUGCAAACCCGGCAUGACCUUCACCAUCGAACCCAUGAUCGCUUUGGGCAAGUACCGAGAUGUGACGUGGCCAGACAACUGGACCAGCACAACCAUUGAUGGAAAGAAGACAGCCCAGUUUGAGCACACACUCCUCGUGACCGAGACGGGAGUAGAGAUUUUGACUGCCCGGCAAGAGGACUCACCUGGCGGACCAGUGUCUAUGCUUGUGGCCGGAAACGGACCAAAUGGUGCUUAGGAGCACUUCCUAUGGCAUUUGCGAUUGACAUAUCGUUUCUUCAACUUGCUGCACAGAGCGACAAGUCACCGUCAUCGGGAGGAGUCACAUAGCGACCCCGCUGCAUAAUGCAAGACAUGCUGGAAAUAUUUCACAGCCCAUAUCUUCGCGGCCCAAAUCACGAGUCGACAGAAGACGCUUUUUGCGUGUUGGUGAGUGC
Pseudomassariella vexata is the source of this 1638-nucleotide messenger RNA. Its product is annotated as methionine aminopeptidase. The record is from RefSeq and is a predicted model, not a curated record. The transcript is spliced from 4 exons. Gene Ontology annotation, biological process: proteolysis. The coding region runs from base 216 to 1439 and encodes 407 amino acids. Gene Ontology annotation, molecular function: metalloaminopeptidase activity. Lineage: Eukaryota; Fungi; Ascomycota; Sordariomycetes; Amphisphaeriales; Pseudomassariaceae.